Drosophila serrata is the source of this 926-nucleotide messenger RNA. RefSeq names its product Juvenile hormone binding protein 4 (gene Jhbp4). Gene Ontology annotation, biological process: multicellular organismal reproductive process. Lineage: Eukaryota; Metazoa; Arthropoda; Insecta; Diptera; Drosophilidae. The record is from RefSeq and is a predicted model, not a curated record.
UUGGUCUCCAGCCAUCGUCGCCAACGGUCACGCGCAACAGAUACCGGACUUAAAGCCGCGAUUUGAGCGACUCCUCCUCAAGGAUUUUAAUUUUUUUUGUAAACAUGUUUGCCACAACAUACUGGAAGUUGGCCAUUAGCCUGGGCGUUAUCUUCGCUGUUUUGGUGGCACCAGGCUCCGGGGCCUAUACGCGAGAGAUUGUCAACGAUAAACUUCCGUUGCAGGAGAGACCUCCAUGGCUGCAGACAUGCAAGCGCUCCAAUCCGAACGAGAACAAGUGCUUCCGGCAGCUCUUCGAGGGAUGCUUUCCGGCUCUGGCCGCAGGCAUUCCCGAGAUCGGUGUUAAAAGCUUCGAACCCCUGAACAUUGAUCAGGUAUCUGUGUCAAAGGGCAGUGGCAAUCUGGUGCUUUCGGGGGGAUUCCAGAACCUUGUCAUCCGUGGGCCAUCCAAUGCGACUGUGCGGCGAGCUAGCUUGGAUCUGGAGCGACGGCUGCUUAACUUCGAGCUCGAGCUGCCAAGGCUUCGCAUCCGGGCCAAGUACAAUCUGAAGGGAAAUAUUCUGCUCCUGCCGCUGGUCGGUAAUGGAGAUGUGGCCAUGGCGCUGAAGAACGUACAUACCACUGUCUAUACAAGGAUCUCCCUUCGAAACGAGACCCGUACGGGUGAUGAGAUCAUCCACAUCGACGAAAUGAAGGUGGGCUUCGACGUGGGCGCCAUGCGAAUCCAUUUGAAGAAUCUCUUCAAUGGAAACGACAUCCUGGCGGCCUCGAUUAACUCGUUCCUCAAUCAGAACGGCAUCGAGGUCAUUGCCGAGCUACGGCCGGACUUGGAGCUGGGACUGGCUGACAUUUUCCACGGGUUGUGGAACAACGUCUUCUCCAAAAUGCCCACCAAGCUGUGGCUGGUUUAGAGAUCCCCAAGGAUC